Molecule: messenger RNA, 1167 nt
Organism: Emericellopsis cladophorae
Lineage: Eukaryota; Fungi; Ascomycota; Sordariomycetes; Hypocreales; Bionectriaceae
Exons: 5
Coding region: 1-1167 (388 amino acids)
Source: RefSeq, a predicted model, not a curated record
AUGCCUGUAUCGAUAGACGAGCCCGAGUUCCUGCACGAAGUAUGGGCCCUCUUUGGCGUGGGCUGUCUGAUCCUGCUGGGACGCUUCGUGGUGCGCCUGCGUGCCGUGGGCAUCAAGGGCCUCCAGGGCGAUGAUUUCUUCUCCAUGCUCGUCUGGAUCUUCUACGCCAUGGACGCGUCGACGGUGCACUUGAUCUACUUCCUGGGCACAAACGUGGAGGCGGGCGUUGCGGCGGAAAAGGGGCCUAUCUCGGACAAAGACAUCAGAGACUACGAAAUGGGGUCCAAGCUGCAGCUGAUCGCCUGGUACUCGUACACCGCACUGUUGUGGUCGCUCAAGGGCACCAUGCUGUGCUUCUUCUCGCGGCUGACCAUUGGCACCUGGCACAAUACCUUUGUCAAGACGGCUUCGUGGCUCUGCGCCUUGGCGUACAUUGCUGUCUUCCUGACCAUCACUUUUGGCUGCUUUCCCACGCACGACAACUGGCAAGUCCUCCCGGAUCCUGGGGCCAAGUGCACCUUCAAGUUGCAGAACUUUAUCGUCACCACCGUUCUGAACGUCUUGACCGACGGCAUGAUCUUCUGUAUCCCCCUGCCCCUGUUGUGGACACUGCAGGUGCCUCUGAAGAAAAAGCUCGUCAUCGGCCUCCUCCUCUCGUCCGGCGCCUUUGUCAUCGCAGCCGCCAUCAUCCGGGUCGUCCUCACCACCUCGGCCAACCCGUCAUCUGUCAGCAUCAACAGCUGGGGCGUCCGCGAAACCAUUGUCGGCAUCCUGACCGUCAACAUCCCCAUCCUCCGUCCCAUUAUCAGCCGCGAGUUCUGGUCCCGCAAGGCCGUUACACUCCCCAGCAGCCACGGCGGCAAUGGCGCCUCCCACGGCACUGGAAACAAGCAGACUAACAUUAGCGGCUCCUACGAGCUUACCAGCAGCAUCGACAAGAGCAACCGCUUCGGUCGCAAGAGGCUGGGCUCGGACUCGAAUGGGAGUCAGGAGAGCAUCAUUGGGAACACAAAGACUGGCGGCGGCGGCAGUGAUCCCAGCGCUGUGGUUGUCCAGACGACGUACCAGGUGUCGAGCAACCAGGAGGGAGGCGGCGACUCGUGGCAUAAUGGCAGGGGUGGACUCACGCAGACGUCGGUGCUUGGAGGCAAGGCUCCAAAGCUAUAG